AUGGUUUCUUCAUCAUCUUUGCUUAUUCUUUUGUUCUGUGUGUUCCAAGCCACAUCUGCCGCCAAUGCCACAGUGCCAUUCAAGCUUCCUUCCUUGAUCGCUGAUCGUACCAAGAUGCCUCAUGUUCUUCCCAACAUCCCAUUGGAUUUGGAAGAAAAAGCCAUGCAGAUCAAUGGUCCACUCCCUAAAGAAGAACCUUCCAAAUAUGGUCUUGCCCUGAAUGCCACCAUGGAUCCCCUAGCCUCUCCUUAUCAUUUGGAAGCAAGAGAUGAAAACACCUCCAUCGCCUCCCGCUCCACUGUGGCGGUGUUGAAGAAACAUGCGUCCUUGGCCUUCAUCAGUUACUGUCGAGCUGUCGUCCCUGGAGGUAAAUGGCCAGAUAAACUCAGUAGCUGUCCCACUUGUUUGGAUCAUACCUCUGUUCAAAUGAUCGCUCCCAUUGUCUCUAGUGAUAUCACCGAUGCUUCUGGUUAUGUUAUUCGUGAUGAUACUCAAAAAACUAUUUACUUGGUCUUUAGAGGUACCAGCUCCUUUGGCAAUAUUCUUGCGGAUUUUAAAUUCUUCUUGGGUGAUUAUCCUCCUGUUGGUAAUGGUGCCAAGGUGCACAGAGGUUUCUACCAAAGUUAUAUGAAGAUUCAAAAACAAGUGCUUUCUGUGAUGACCGACCAAUUGACCAAAUAUCCUAAAUACCGUGUCACGGUUACUGGACAUUCUCUUGGAGGUGCUUAUGCUACUUUGGCUGCUUUGGAUCUGUAUCAACGUGAUAAACGAUUCAAUCCCAAGAAUAUGAAUAUUAUUACCUUUGGUGAACCUCGUGUGGGCAAUCCAGCCUUUGCUGCCUAUGGUGUCUCUACCAAGCUCGAAAAGAAACGUGUUGUUCAUAACAGAGACGUUGUUUCUCAUCUUCCUCUUAUGAAGAUGGGUUAUUUGCACUUUGGAACAGAACAUUGGCUUCAAAAGGACCAAAAGACAGUUAAAAUUUGCCAAUCUGAUUAUGAACUUGAAAACUGCUCAAACAGCAUUGUUCCCCGUACCAGCCUUUUGGAUCAUACCAACUAUUUCUACGUUGAUAUUGAUUUUUGUCUUUUUGGUUAAUAUAACCAUUUAAUUUAGUUACCCAUGUACUUUUUUUUUAGUAUAGUUUAGUUUAGAUUUUGAUGAUUGGAAAACUUGUUGAAACAAUAAUAAUAAUAAUAAAUAGAGUCACCAAUAUAUCUUUUACUCUCUCUUCUUUUUUAUACUUGUUUCAUUUUAUUAUUAGACAUCGAUAUAUGAAUGCUG
Molecule: messenger RNA, 1281 nt
Organism: Halteromyces radiatus
Lineage: Eukaryota; Fungi; Mucoromycota; Mucoromycetes; Mucorales; Cunninghamellaceae
Product: lipase
Exons: 9
Coding region: 1-1095 (364 amino acids)
Biological process (GO): lipid metabolic process
Source: RefSeq, a predicted model, not a curated record